This is a messenger RNA of Tachysurus fulvidraco (yellow catfish), 1818 nucleotides long. RefSeq names its product probable methyltransferase-like protein 24. The transcript has 5 exons. The record is from RefSeq and is a predicted model, not a curated record. Lineage: Eukaryota; Metazoa; Chordata; Actinopteri; Siluriformes; Bagridae. The coding region runs from base 197 to 1231 and encodes 344 amino acids.
UGUGUUUAUGUGUAUGUGUGUGUGUGCGUGUGUGUGUGUGUGUGUGUGUGUGUGUGCGUGUUUGGUGGGUUGAAAUUGCAUUUGUUACUUCUCGCAACAGAGGGAAUCCAGCUGUGGGUGUUUCUCAGCCCUUAAUGCCCUGGGGCUUUGGAGUUUGCCUCUCCGUCAUUCAGUAGUAGUUUACUCCCGAGGAGGCAUGGCCGCAUGGAGCAGAGCUCUGCCAAGUGUCUUUACGCUUGUUCUGUCCAUGCUACUGCUGCUCCAGCUCCUGGUCAGUUUGAUAGUGCCACGACAUACGUAUGCACCCGAAUUUACUGUCAUCAGUAUAAAUGGUCAAAAAUCCGAAUUAUUUGACUCCAGCGUGGAUGGACGCCCAGACAGCGCGCCGAAACUUUGGCCAGAUGAAGAGACAGCGGAACGUCUGCGCGCCUACGCCGACGAAAACGAGCUGAGUUCUCGCCAGGCCACAGACAGCAAACUUGUGCUUCAGCCUUGGGCAUCAGGACGACCAUCCUUUAGUACUGAAGUGCAGCGUCUUAUCCAAUUCAUUACUACACCAGAGGUGAAUUGUUCCAGAUGGCAGAGUUCUGGUGAAUCUGGGUCUGCAUAUGUUGGGGAAAGUUCUGAGGCUCUGUGCUUGAAUUACUGGGCCACUAGCCAUCCUUGUGUCGCUUACUCUUUCAGUUUGGAUGGGAAGGAUGAAUUGAUUCUGGAAUCCACAUUAAGUAUGAGAUGUGAGGUGCAUCGCUUUGACCCUAGUACUCGGCACAAACACAGUAGUAGCUCUGAACAUGGAUCUGUCCAGCACCAUCAAGCUUGGCUUGAUUGGAGACGCCCCCGCUCUCGACCUCACAGGGGAGUUUUAGGGACUAUACCUCGCAGCCUGGUGGACAUCAUGGACUCACUGGGCCACAGCAUGGUGCAUGUUCUGUGGGCAGAUCUGUUGAGCGCUGAAUGGCGAAUGUUGGAGAGUUGGGUGCAGGAUGGAAUUCUCAGACGGAUCAGUCAGCUCAUACUAACUGUGCAUCUACAGUGGGCAGGGUUUGAAGUGGGUGGGACCGAGGCAGAAGUAGUACGGUUCUGGUACAGUGUACUGAGAGCUCUGCACAGCUCAGGCUUCCGUCUGACACACUCAGCUCCUGGGCCAGGACACACUGUACUACGGCAAGAACUUCCCAAUACACACAGUUCAUACAAACUUACCUGGGUCAGGAGAGGUGAACAGUUCUAAUGAUUACUAGCAAUCCUCCAGACUUAUCAGGAGAACUGCUGCAAAUGCACAUGCUGAGUAAAGUUUUUGUUAACAUUGAAGUAUUUUGUACAAUAGCAUAGUAUGGUUUGUGGUGAUUGUAAAAAAAAUGCAUGCACAUUGUAUAAAUACAUGGCCUUUGUAAACACAUUUAAAAUGUACUGUUUAUUACCUUUUCAAUUAAUUAUGAUUAAAUAUGAAACAUCUGUGAUCAUGCUUAGACACCCCAACACUGCUCCAAACAAACAGUACACAUACAUGAAUGUCCUCACAAACAUCUAGUCUUCUUUUAACUGUUCCUCAGAUUAAUAAUCUUUCUAUUCCGAUAUUUUCAAAUUUAAUAUUUUAAAUCUUUUUUUCACUCCUAGGAAAAUGGUUGUAAACUGUACCGUUCCUGUGUCUUUUUUUUAACUGGGAAGGUGUUUCUACUGUACUUCCAAACUAAAACUCAAAUUAUAGUUAAUUAAACAAUGGUCCAUAAAAUCCAGAUGUCCAUAAAAUCAUUUUUGAAGGUAUAUCAUGUUCCAAGUGUCAACCAUCCAAGUGUCAAGUAGAGUAAGAUGAGUGAG